Exophiala dermatitidis NIH/UT8656 is the source of this 1593-nucleotide messenger RNA. RefSeq lists its product as uncharacterized. Gene Ontology annotation, molecular function: SNARE binding. The record is from RefSeq and is a predicted model, not a curated record. Gene Ontology annotation, cellular component: endosome; lytic vacuole. NCBI's taxonomy places the organism in Eukaryota, Fungi, Ascomycota, Eurotiomycetes, Chaetothyriales, Herpotrichiellaceae. Bases 1 to 1593 code for a protein of 530 amino acids. Gene Ontology annotation, biological process: SNARE complex assembly. The transcript is spliced from 2 exons.
AUGGUUGACAAAACUCCAAAGAUGCCGUGUUCGGUCUGCCAAACCCAGCUUUCUCAAGAGGGAGGAGUUCACUGCGCAGGCUGCGCCCGCGCCGCGCUCUACAAUGUCCGAACCGAACUCGCUAAAGUCUUACUCGAAAAGGAAGCACUACGUCGCAAGGUUGAGGCUAUCACUGGGCCUGAACCAGAUCCUUCCCAGCCUCUCGAUGAGGAGACCGCAGCACUGCGAAGCGCGUGGCAGGCCCAGAACAUCCGCAACCAAGUGCAAGAGAGCAAAGAACGGACUGAAGAAACUUAUCGCCUCAUCUCAGAGAAGAAGAAGGAACUAGAAGAGAGGAAGGCGAGAGCGCAGGAACUGCGGGAGAAACUUGGCAAGAGGCGAACCAACCUUGCCCUCGCCGAAGAAUCCCUGGCCAAAGACAAGAAGAAGCACGAGGAAGUGAAGGAAGCCUACGGCAAGCAGAAGGCGGCACAUGACACUCUUCAUAACCAAAUUGUCGAAUCUAAAGCGGCCCUGUGUCGAAAAGCAGCCGGUUUGUUGAAGCUGCAACACACCAAGAAGAAGACCAAAGACGGUGUGGUAAGAGACCGGUACACUAUUGGAGGUCUAUUGCUGCCAGAUCUGAGAGACAUCAACAAUUUGCGAUGUACCGAGUUGACUGCGGCUAUUGGAAACGCUGCUCGCCUCGUCAUCCUCACAGCCUUCUAUCUCGGUGUCAGACUGCCAGCCGAACUCACUUCUGCUCGCCCUGACUAUCCGCUUCCCACAAUCAACACUCCACUCACAUCUUAUUCUGGACAGCGAGUACCACUCCCUGGCAGUGGCACCAGUCUCUCAGCGCCCAGCAGUCCUACAACUUCUCGACUGGAUCUCAGCUCCUACCCGCGACCUCGUCCCCUCUAUAUCGGGUCCGACAAUCACGAGGAAUCUGUCUCACAAUUUGCCAAGAAAGAACCGGUUGCAUUUAGCUUUUUCCUAGAAGGAGUAUCGCUUCUCGCUUGGGACAUUGCAUGGCUCGCUCGUACACAAGGCUUUCUUGCAGGCACGGAGAGAUGGGAAGAUGUCUGUGACCUUGGUCGCAACCUGUACGAGAUGAUUUUGGGUCCUCCACAAUCUGCCGCAACUUUCCGCACCCUCACUCCACGAGAUAUCAAGAACCGCCAACGCCGCUCCGAGAGCACCUCCCUGUCUGUCCCAGAAGGUGGUCCUGCUAUCUCUGGCCGCCUUGGUUCACAAUCCCAUACAUCUACACAUACUCACCUCGGCCGAGCGACGGACAACCAGACGCCCGCCUGGCGUCUGAACAAGUACACCACAAUCGUCGACCCGUUGAAGAAACAUCUGCUCACGGAGAUGAACAACGCCGAGUGGGAGCUCCUGGACGAGCAGGAGUGGGAUGACGGUGGAGAGAAGAUGGACGAGGCGGUGUUCAUCAAGACCCGGGCAAUGGACGGGAAGGAGUACGAUGAUGCUAGAAGCAUCAUGACCACCACGACCGCCACCAAGGUGGCCGGUACGGGUGGAGAGGAGGAUGGUGCCCGGGGCAAGGGCAAGAGUGGCUGGACCAAGGUUAAGAGCCGCGAGAAGGUCUAG